AUGAAGCUCAUCGUUUGCGCCGAUAAUGACUACAAAAAGCUCAUCCCUAUUCUCUAUAGUUAUUUCCGGAGCUCAUGUUCCUGGCGGGUGAGGACAGCAUUGGCACUGAAGGGCAUAGACUACGAGUACAAACCGGUCAGUUUGCUCGCAUCGGAACAGUUCACACCCGAGUUCCGGUCCCUAAACCCGUGCCUACAGGUGCCCGCACUCGUCAUCAAUGACAGCACUGUACUCGUCGAGUCCCUCGCCAUCAUUGAGUACAUCGACGAAGUGUACAAACAUAAGGGUCCGCCACUACUGCCCAAAGAUCCCAUUCUGAGGGCUAAGGCCCGCGCCAUCGCCGAGACCAUAGUCUCCGGUAUACAACCCCUACAG
Messenger RNA from Medioppia subpectinata, 375 nucleotides. NCBI's taxonomy places the organism in Eukaryota, Metazoa, Arthropoda, Arachnida, Sarcoptiformes, Oppiidae. The record is from the annotation of a GenBank genome assembly.